UGAAAAAAAAAGGUUGUACAGAAAGGCCAAAGAAGCUUCUUUUCUGCAUCAAAAAUACCAGACCAUCAGGGCUAUAGACUGUCUAUCCUCCAGUCCCUCUCUCUCUCUCUCUCUCUCCAUUCUCUACCCUCAGGCCUCUGUUCAUAUCAUCAAACCAAUUAUCCCCUCUUCUUCAUAUACUACUUAGCCUUUUCCUUGAGCUAUAUUCGAGUUUCUUUGCAUUGUGUAACUUUGAUGUCUAUACCUCUGGAACAUAAUUACAUAGGCUUAACAGAGACCUCUUCAAUGGAAAGAGGCUCUGACAAGCUUUCAUCUUCCUCUUCUUCUACUCUCUCCACUGAGGAUGAGAGGAGCUCUACUCUCAACCUCAAGGAGACUGAGCUCAGGCUUGGCUUGCCUGGGUCUGAGUCCCCAGGGAGAAAACCAGGACUGGGGGUCUCUCUUUUUGGCAAGGAUUUGGAGGAUAAAAAUAAUGGGUAUUCUCCGAAUUCUCUAAAGAAUCUCGUGUCUGGGGCUAAGAGGGGUUUCUCUGAUGCCAUUGAUGGGUCUUCUGGGAAAUGGGUUUUAUCUAUGAGUAAUGGAUCUGAGGUUGAUUUGGGUAAAGGAGCUGUCUUGUUCUCUCCUAGAAGUGGAAAUGGUGGGAAGCCUCUUGUUGGUUUGGAGGGUAAGAACAAUACCCAGCAGUCAUGUCUGUCCGCAAAACCAACCAUGAAAGAGGCUAGUUCUGUUCCUCAAUCUUCAAAGCCAGUUCAGGAGAAGAAGCCUCAGGUUCCUGCUGGAAAUGAACAUGGCAGUGCUCCUGCUGCAAAGGCACAGGUUGUGGGAUGGCCACCAAUUCGAUCAUUCAGAAAAAACACCAUGGCCUCCAAUCUGGCAAAAAAUAACGAGGAGGGUGAAGGAAAAACUGGAUCUAGAUGCCUUUAUGUAAAAGUUAGCAUGGACGGUGCUCCGUACCUAAGGAAGGUCGACCUUAAAACCUACAAAAAUUAUAUGGAACUUUCAUCAGCUCUCGAGAAGAUGUUCAGCUGUUGGCUUGAGCUGCAAAACGAGAAUUGGAAGAUGGAAGGCAUGCAUCAUGUGAGUGAGAACGUUGAUGGCCGAGAAGCUUGCUAG
Molecule: messenger RNA, 1113 nt
Organism: Juglans regia (Persian walnut)
Lineage: Eukaryota; Viridiplantae; Streptophyta; Magnoliopsida; Fagales; Juglandaceae
Product: auxin-responsive protein IAA27-like
Exons: 3
Coding region: 235-1113 (292 amino acids)
Biological process (GO): regulation of DNA-templated transcription
Cellular component (GO): nucleus
Molecular function (GO): protein binding
Source: RefSeq, a predicted model, not a curated record